Charadrius vociferus (killdeer) is the source of this 3987-nucleotide messenger RNA. RefSeq names its product phosphatidylinositol-4-phosphate 3-kinase, catalytic subunit type 2 beta (gene PIK3C2B). Lineage: Eukaryota; Metazoa; Chordata; Aves; Charadriiformes; Charadriidae. Gene Ontology annotation, molecular function: 1-phosphatidylinositol-3-kinase activity; phosphatidylinositol binding; 1-phosphatidylinositol-4-phosphate 3-kinase activity. Gene Ontology annotation, biological process: phosphatidylinositol-3-phosphate biosynthetic process; cell migration; phosphatidylinositol 3-kinase/protein kinase B signal transduction. The transcript is spliced from 31 exons. Gene Ontology annotation, cellular component: cytoplasm; phosphatidylinositol 3-kinase complex; plasma membrane. The record is from RefSeq and is a predicted model, not a curated record.
AUGGGCGUGAAGAGGAAGAAACUCCUCCUGCCAGAGGAAGGGCUGUACCGCUGGCUGCUGCCAGCUAGCCCCUUGUUAGCCAACCUUCCUUGUAGCCAGCCCAGCCUUAACCCUCGCCUUUCCCCUCCGCCCAUGCCCCCCCGGCACCCCCUCUGGAGCUCCCCCGAGGGGAGCCAGCGCUCGGGGAAGGGAUCCCCCCCAUCCUCCAAAGGACCCCAGCCCAGGGACAUCAACAUGUUCUCAGCUGCCCACGAGCGGGCCCACGGCAAGCUGCUCGGCCGCCGCAUCUCCGAGGAGGACCCCUACGGCAUCGCCGACUAUGGCGGCAUCAACGAUGCCAUCACCUGCCUCAACCUGAAGUCCACCUACGAGUCGGAGGUGCUGCGGGAAACUGCCCGCGGCUGGAAGGAGGGCAGGAGCAUCUUCGAGAAGGAAUCGAGCGGCAAACCGGUGGCACGGAGCAAGACCAUGCCCCCCCAAGUCCCUCCGCGGACGUAUGUCUCCCGCUUCGGCAACCGGAAGAAUCUGGCACCGAACAAGAACCGCAGGAUCUCCAUCGACCCGGUUGCCCCCCGGCCGCAUUCCUUCACCAAUGGCUAUGAGCUCUUCGAAGUCUCCGAGGAGCGGGAUGAGGAGGUGGCUGCUUUCUGCCACAUGCUGGACGUGCUGCGGUCCGGCUACAGCACCAAGGACUAUUCCCUCACCGGCUUGGUGUGGAACGCCGUCAACCUCAGCCCGGAGCAGCUGGGCCACGGCGUCAGCCUGAAGGUGACGGUGGUGUGUGACAGCCUGCGGGAACCCCUCACCUUCACCUGCGACUGCUCCUCCACCGUGGACCUGCUCAUCUACCAAGCGCUGUGCUACACGCACGACGAGCUGCACACCAUCGACGUGGAGGACUUCGUGCUCAAGAUCUGCGGUUUGGAGGAGUUCCUGCAGAACAAGCACGCGCUGGGCAGCCACGAGUACAUCCAGCACUGCAGGAAAUUCGACAUCGACAUUCGCCUGCAGCUGAUGAAGAGGAAGGGGGUGCGCAGUGACCUGGCCCGGACGGGAGACUUCCCGCUGAAGGCCGAACGGGUGAUCCAGUCGGUCAUGGCCAUCUGCAACGCCCUGGCUGCCGUGGAGUCCCAGGAGAUCACGGCAGCCCUCAACCAGAUGCCCCCCUGUCCCUCCCGCAUGCAGCCCAAAAUCCAGAAGGAUCCAAAUGUUCUGGCCAAGAGGGAAAAUCGAGAGAGGAUCGUGGAGAGCCUGACGGCCGCCAUCCUCGACCUGGUUGAGCUCUACUGCAGCACAUUCAACGCCGACUUCCAGACGGCGGUGCACGGGAGCCGGGAGCACGGCGUGGCGCAGGAGGCUCGCCUGCUCUCCUGCCCGCUCUCCUUCACCGUCUACGCCACCCACCGCAUCCCCAUCACCUGGGCUGCCAGCUACGAAGAUUUCUACCUCUCCUGCUCCCUCAGCCACGGCGGCAAGGAGCUGUGCAGCCCCCUGCUCACCAGGAAAGCCCACGUCUACAAAUACCUCUUCCACCUCAUCAUAUGGGACCAGCAGAUCUGCUUCCCCGUCCAGGUGAACCGUCUGCCGCGGGAGACGCUGCUCAGCGUCACGCUCUUCGCCGUGCCCGUCCCGCCCCCGGGGAGCUCCUCCGACACCAACAAGCAGCGACGGGUCCCCGAGGCCCUGGGUUGGGUGACCACCCCCCUCUUCAACUUCAGGCAGGUCCUGACCUGUGGGCGAAAGCUCCUGGGCUUGUGGCCGGCGACCCAGGACAACUCCAGAGCCAGGUCGAGUGCCCCCAACUUCAACCAGCCAGACAGCGUCAUCCUGCAGAUUGACUUCCCCACCUCCGCCUUCGAGGUGAAGUUCACCAGCGCGCCGGCCGCUGAGUUCAGCCCCAAGUACGAAUUCGGCAGCCUGGGGGAGGAGGACCAGCGCAAGCUGCGGGAGGCGAUGCAAAAAAAAUCGCUCUACUGGCUGAUGGACGCCGAUCGCAAGCGGCUGUGGGAGAAGCGCUACUACUGCCACGUGGCGCCCGGCGCCCUGCCCAUGCUGCUGGCCAGUGAGCUCAGCUGGGAGUGGGCCUGCCUGCCUGACAUCUACGCCCUGCUCAGCCAGUGGACCUACAUGAGCCACCAGGAUGCCCUGGGGCUCCUGCACGCCACGUUCCCAGAUCAGGAGGUGAGGAGGACGGCCGUGCAGUGGAUCGACUCCAUCUCUGACACCGAGCUGCUGGACUACCUGCCUCAGCUGGUCCAGGCUCUGAAGUACGAGUGCUACCUGGACAGCCCACUGGUGCGCUUCCUCAUGAAGCGCGCGAUCUGCGACCUGAAGGUCACCCACUACUUCUUCUGGCUGCUGAAGGACGGCCUCAAGGACUCCCAGUUCAGCAUCCGCUACCAGUGCGGCGAUGACCUGCGGCAGGACAUGCUGACGCUGCAGAUGAUCCGGAUCAUGAACAAGAUCUGGGUUCAGGAGGGGCUGGACAUGCGCAUGGUCAUCUUCCGCUGCUUCUCCACCGGCCGCGGACGAGGCAUGGUGGAGAUGAUCCCCAACGCCGAGACCCUACGGAAAAUCCAGGUGGAGCACGGCGUGACCGGCUCCUUCAAAGACCGGCCGCUGGCAGACUGGCUGGGGAAACACAACCCCGAGGAGGACGAGUACGAGAAGGCCGUGGAGAACUUCAUCUACUCCUGCGCUGGCUGCUGUGUGGCCACCUACGUGCUGGGCAUCUGCGACCGGCACAAUGACAACAUCAUGCUCAAGACCACCGGCCACAUGUUUCACAUCGACUUCGGCAGGUUCCUGGGCCAUGCGCAGAUGUUUGGCAACAUCAAGAGGGACCGGGCACCGUUCGUCUUCACUUCGGACAUGGCAUAUGUCAUCAACGGCGGGGACAAGCCCUCCAGUCGCUUCCACGACUUCGUUGACCUGUGCUGCCAGGCUUACAACCUCAUCCGCAAGCACACCCACCUCUUCCUCAACCUGCUGGGGCUGAUGCUGUCCUGUGGCAUCCCCGAGCUCUCCGACCUGGAGGACCUCAAGUAUGUCUACGAUGCCCUGAGGCCGCAGGACUCUGAUGCAGAUGCCACCACCUACUUCACCAGGUUGAUCGAGUCCAGCCUGGGCAGUGUGGCCACCAAGCUUAACUUCUUCAUCCACAACCUGGCACAGAUGAAGUUCACGGGCUCCGACGCCCGCCCGACCCUCUCCUUCGCCCCCCGCACGCACACCAUCAAGACGUCCGGCCGGAUCCACGACGUCUUCCUCUGCCGCCAUGAGAGGGUCUUCAACCCCAGCAAGGGCUACACCUACGUGGUGAAGGUGCAGCGGGAGAGCCCAGGCGAGGUGGUCUUUGUGCAGCGCACCUUCGAGGAGUUCCAGGAGCUGCACAACAAGCUGCGCCUCCUCUUCCCCUCCUCGCUGCUGCCCAGCUUCCCCAGCAGGUUCGUCAUCGGACGGUCACGGGGCGAAGCAGUGGCUGAGCGGCGGAAGGAGGAGUUGAACGGCUACAUCUGGCACCUCAUCCACGCCACCCCCGAGGUGGCGGAGUGCGACCUCAUCUACACCUUCUUCCACCCCCUGCCACGGGACGAGAAAGCAGCGGGCACCAACCCGACCCCGAAGCCGGCAGACGCCACGUGGGCUCGGCCCCUGGGGAAGGUCGGUGGGGAGGUGAAGCUCUCCAUCUCCUACAAGAACAACAAGCUCUUCAUCAUGGUGAUGCACAUCAGGGGGCUGCCACCGUUGCAGGAUGGCAAUGACCCUGACCCCUACGUCAAGACCUACCUGUUGCCUGACCCCCAAAAAACCACCAAGAGGAAAACCAAAGUGGCCCGAAAAACCUGUAACCCCACCUACAACGAGAUGCUGGUCUAAGAUGGGAUUCCCAGGGGGGACCUGCAGGACCGCCUGCGGGACCUGGACCUGGCCCAGGAGAAGAUGGGCUGGUUUGCCCUGGGAUCCCGCGGCCAUGGCACCCUCUGA